Messenger RNA from Melanotaenia boesemani (Boeseman's rainbowfish), 1744 nucleotides. RefSeq lists its product as uncharacterized. Gene Ontology annotation, molecular function: zinc ion binding. Bases 117 to 1520 code for a protein of 467 amino acids. Lineage: Eukaryota; Metazoa; Chordata; Actinopteri; Atheriniformes; Melanotaeniidae. The transcript has 2 exons. The record is from RefSeq and is a predicted model, not a curated record.
UUGUGUAUGGCGCCAUCUUGAGGCGCCGCCAUUACUGGAGUGUAGUUUGCAAAACAAACAAAACUGCAGCGUGAGACACCACGGCCAAAACACCGGUAACAACAGUCAGCGCAAACAUGGCUAUUUGGAUCGAUGAUGUUAGACAAUGGCCCCCAGUUACAGAUGAUGGCAUUCAAGAGUAUUUCAUUCAUCAUCUGGCAUCGGAUGAUCAACAAAAUGCCAACUACAGGUCGCUCAUUGAGGGUCAAAAUUACCUGAACUCCGGGUGGGUUGGCCAAAUCCUGCACACUCUCCCCGAUGAUGAACACAUCACUGUAAGAGCACCUGUCCGAUUCUCACAGACUAUUAACAGCCAACAUAACGUCAAAUUAACUCUGCAGAGACGAGAUGGGAAAGUUGUAAAUGUGGACUGUGAUUGUAUGGCUAACAGAGGGAAGUGUUGCAGUCACACAGCAGGUGUACUGUACAAGAUGAAGUAUGUUGUGACCCAAGGCCUCACAGGAGUAUCCUGCUCUGACAAACUGUGUGCUUGGAACCAAUCCACUUGGAAAAAUGUACUACCAGACACAAUUGAAAACAUUAGAAGACCAGACCAUGCUCACAGGGAAAGUAUGAAGCUUACAACCAAGGCAUUUGAGUCUGAUGCAGAUGUCAUUCAACACUUCUCAUCCCCGCAGUUGGCUGGCUUAGCCAUGAUACCUGGAACCAUUUUGCAUCAUGUGCUAACAGCACAGCCUCAGAGAAAAGCAACUGAUGAACUACCCAAAGAGCAUGCACAAUGUGCUGACCAUAAAUGUACACUCUGCAAUAUAGUGUUUGAAACAUAUGUUAAAUGUAGGAAAGAUGACAGAGAAAAAAUUGAAAGAAAAUCAAAGGGCCAAGAUGGUCAAUUUUGGCUAGACCAGAGAAAGAUUAGGAUAACCAGUAGUCAAGCAUUCGGAGUGCCUAGAAAAAUAAACCCAAGUAACUGGGUGGAAAGAAAACUGAAUGCUGAGUUUGAGGGAUGUGCAGCUACCAGGUAUGGUCAAUUAUCUGAGCCUUUAGCUAGGAAAUGGUUUGAAAAGACUACAGGACAAACAGUUGAGACCACAGGUCUAAUUGUGCAUGAGGAAGAAAACUGGCUUGGUGCUAGCCUUGAUGGAAUAAUUGACACCAAUACCAUCCUUGAGAUUAAGUGUCCAACAGCAAAGAAGCUUGAAGCACAUGAUGGCAGUUUGAGGAAAAUGAUAGAGUCUAACAAAUAUGAUGUGAAGUAUGUUAAUGGAAUGUACAUCCUUAAAGAAACUGCAUCAGGAUUAGGCUACUAUUAUCAAGUCCAAGUGGCAAUGUGUUGUGCAAAAAAAAAUAAUUGUAAGUUUCUGGUAUGGACACCAAAUGAACAAGUUAUUGUAGAUGUGCGUUACAACCAGCAGUGGACUGAAGAACACAUCCGCCAUCUAAAGAAGGUCUACUUUGAACAUCUGCUACCAGCCAUGGCAACCAGAAUAGCACAUGGAGUAAUGACAGUGCGUGGACUCUAGUGAAGUAACACUCUGGACUUUAAUGAAAUUAUAGUAAUACAGGAUAACUGGUUAUUUUUCAUCACAUGCUGUUCACAGUUGAGCAUUCACAAUACAUGGGAUUAAACAAGACAAUGUAUUAAGUGGCUUGAAUGGUGUUCAUAUAUAAAGAAAAUGAAAUCAUGUUGUACAAUAAUGUAUCUCUUAAGUCUUAUGUCCCCACUCAUGUUCUGACAUAAGAUAGA